CCGCGCGGAGCUAUUUCGCAGCGUUUACGCGUUUCGGGCGCGUCUUGUUUUACCAACGUUGUGUUGUUGUAAGCGGUGUACUACUCUCUGGUUGACAGCAAUAAUUUAGUUGAACGAAGCAUUGAGGUUUGUUGUUUCUGCUCUCACCAUUAAUUCAGGUUUACAUUAGUGAUGUCUCAGCAGGCCCAGCAGACGGGGCCCACGGCUCCUGACUCCCCCGUGCUGGUCGUCACAAGUAACGUGCAGAAAUAUGCCAUAAAGAAGAAAAAGGUUCUCAAUGCUGAAGAAAAUGAACUCUUUGAAUUGACUCAAGCUGCAGGGAUCACUGUGGACCAGGAAGUCUUCAAGAUUAUCGUGGAACUGUUGAAGAUGAACGUGGCCCCUCAAGCAGUUUUCCAGACUCUGAAGGCGAUGUGUGCAGGUCAGAGAGUAGCUGAAAGCUGUGAAGAAUCCUCAACCGUCACCCACACAACGAGCAUCACCACAGCACCUACAGAGGUCAAAGAUGAGGAAUCUUUGGUCUCUGGGAAAAUACCUAAGCCGGCUGCACCUCACCAUUCAGCGUCAGCCCCCAGAUCCGCAAGGGUCAACACUAAGAUUGUGGUCUACGGCCCCCAAGACUCUAACUCUUCUCACUCUCAAGUGCGCAAUAAAGCUGGUGCAAACCAGAGUGACAAAAGUCGAGAGCCCUCCAGCCAGAAGGUGCAGCGGCAGCCAAGCGCCACCAGAGGGCAGAAGACCAAGAGCUCAGGCAGCAGUAGCUCUUCUUCACAGAUCAACUCCUCAUGAGAGUAUAAUCAGUGUGGGACCUUUUGUAAAUAUAUAGGUUAAAUUGUGUUUUACAUUAUCAGAAGAAUGGUUUUACUUCACAAAUGGCUAGAUUUCUUUGUUCUUUGUUGUAGUGUUAUAUGCCUUUGGCUUGCAAAUGACAAGAAAAUGUUUCAGACGUAUUUAUUUUGGGAUAAUAUCUUGUGGUACUUUGGAAAGUCAGUGAACCAAAGUCAUCUUGACAUUAACCUUGACAGAUAAAACUAAAGCAACUUAUAUGUGACAGAUAUUAAAAUGGAAAGAGUGUUUUUAUUUUAAUUCUUUAUGACCUGCAAAGAAAUUUCAAAACAUGUUUAGAUGAUAUUGCCAUGCUUUCCCCUGCAGAGUUAUUUUAGUGCAAGUUUGCUUUCGGCACAAGGGCUGUCAAAUUGAUUACAUUUUUUUGUAGAGCAAAAAAAAAAAGAUCCUUAUUCUUGUU
This is a messenger RNA of Girardinichthys multiradiatus, 1246 nucleotides long. RefSeq names its product mitotic spindle organizing protein 2B (gene mzt2b). Gene Ontology annotation, cellular component: centrosome; spindle. Lineage: Eukaryota; Metazoa; Chordata; Actinopteri; Cyprinodontiformes; Goodeidae. The transcript has 5 exons. The record is from RefSeq and is a predicted model, not a curated record. The coding region runs from base 172 to 789 and encodes 205 amino acids.